Messenger RNA from Knipowitschia caucasica, 1026 nucleotides. NCBI's taxonomy places the organism in Eukaryota, Metazoa, Chordata, Actinopteri, Gobiiformes, Gobiidae. The record is from the annotation of a GenBank genome assembly.
AUGGGGAAGUCAGGGGGGCGGGUCAUCAUGAAGUCAGGGGGGGCGGGUCAUGGGGAAGUCAGGGGGCGGGUCAUUGAAGUCAGGGGGCGGGUCAUGGGGAAGUCAGGGGGCGGGUCAUGGGAAGUCAGGGGGCGGGUCAUGGGGAAGUCAGGGGGCGGGUCAUGGGGAAGUCAGGGGGCGGGUCAUGGGAAGUCAGGGGGCGGGUCAUGGGGAAGUCAGGGGGCGGGUCAUGGGGAAGUCAGGGGGCGGGUCAUGGGGAAGUCAGGGGGGGUCAUGGGAAGUCAGGGGGCGGGUCAUGGGGAAGUCAGGGGGCGGGUCAUGGGGAAGUCAGGGGCGGGUCAUGGGGAAGUCAGGGGGCGGGUCAUGGGAAGUCAUGGGGGGAAGUCAGGGGGCGGGUCAUGGGGAAGUCAGGGGGCGGGUCAUGGGAAGUCAGGGGGCGGGUCAUGGGGAAGUCAGGGGGCGGGUCAUGGGGAAGUCAGGGGGCGGGUCAUGGGGAAGUCAGGUGGCGGGUCAUGGGGAAGUCAGGGGGCGGGUCAUGGGGAAGUCAGGGGGCGGGUCAUGGGGAAGUCAGGGGGCGGGUCAUGGGGAAGUCAGGGGGCGGGUCAUGGGGAAGUCAGGGGGCGGGUCAUGGGGAAGUCAGGGGGCGGGUCAUGGGGAAGUCAGGGGGCGGGUCAUGGGGCAAGUCAGGGGGCGGGUCAUGGGGAAGUCAGGGGGCGGGUCAUGGGGAAGUCAGGGGGCGGGUCAUGGGGAAGUCAGGGGGCGGGUCAUGGGGAAGUCAGGGGGCGGGUCAUGGGGAAGUCAGGGGGCGGGUCAUGGGGAAGUCAGGUGGCGGUCAUGGGUCAGGUGGGGAAGUCAGGGGGCGGGUCAUGGGGAAGUCAGGGGGCGGGUCAUGGGGAAGUCAGGGGGCGGGUCAUGGGGAAGUCAGGGGGGUGGCGGGUCAUGGGGAAGUCAGGUGGCGGGUCAUGGGGAAGUCAGGGGGCGGGUCAUGGGGAAGUCAGGGGGCGGGUCAUGGAUGGGACUGUGUGA